Dromaius novaehollandiae (emu) is the source of this 2063-nucleotide messenger RNA. Its product is annotated as potassium channel subfamily K member 16-like. Gene Ontology annotation, biological process: stabilization of membrane potential; potassium ion transmembrane transport. Lineage: Eukaryota; Metazoa; Chordata; Aves; Casuariiformes; Dromaiidae. The record is from RefSeq and is a predicted model, not a curated record. Gene Ontology annotation, cellular component: plasma membrane. The transcript is spliced from 5 exons. Gene Ontology annotation, molecular function: potassium ion leak channel activity; outward rectifier potassium channel activity. The coding region runs from base 195 to 1199 and encodes 334 amino acids.
UUGUUUGUUUGGCUUUAUUUCCAACUUCCCCAUGAACAUAUUUGACAGCUCACUGUCCCUGUCAGCGCAGGAUCCCAGCAGAAACCCGGGCUGGGGCUGUGCUUCCUGCCCCAAGGGAGGCUUCCCAGGAGCGCGAGGGAUUUACCGACCGCCGCCUUUCCUUCCCUGUCCCUUGCGGUGUCCCGCCGAGAGCCAUGUGCAGUGGCAAGCUGCAGACAGGUUUGCUGGUGGCCGGCUACUUCGUCUACUUGCUGGUGGGUGCAGCCGUGUUCCAGGCGCUGGAGAGGACUGCUGAGAAGCAGCAGAAAAUGGCAGCAGCCCAGAUGAAGGAGGCUUUUCUGCAGAACUUCACCCACCUCACCGUGGCGGAGAUAGAGCAGUUUAUGAAGAACCUGACUGAAGCAAUUCAGAACGGAGUAUAUCCUGUUGGAAAUGAAUCACAGAUUGAAAAGAGCAACUGGGAUUUCAGUAACUCCUUCUUCUUUGCAGGCACGGUUGUCUCCACAAUAGGCUAUGGCACACUACGCCCUAAAACUGCUGGGGGACAGAUCUUCUGUGUCUUUUUUGCUCUGUUUGGAAUCCCUCUGAACAUUGUUUUUCUGCACCGUGUCGGUAAGAUGCUCUCACUGCUGUGUAAAAAGCUGGAGAAAUUCCUGUACGAGAAAGGAAUGAGAAAGAAGAACAAAUUUCUGACCCUUUUGUUCUUCCUGGUGACGGGGAUGCUAGUGUUUCUGUGUUUGCCAUCACUCUUCUUCCACAUAACAGAGGGCUGGUCCUACAGCGAAGGAAUUUACUUUGCAUUUAUCACCCUCAGCACCAUCGGCUUUGGCGAUUAUGUAGUAGGAAAACAACCUGACAGGAAUUAUUUUUCCUACUACCGAACACUGGUGGCCAUUUGGAUUCUUUUUGGCCUUGCCUGGAUUGCUCUCCUGUUUAAUUUAUUAACAACGGUACUGGAAGAUACUGAAAAAAUAAUUGCCAAGGAUCUCCAUCAAAUAGGAAAAGUGAGUGAGGGUGAAGCAAGUCAACAAAGAAGAUGCUGGCCUGCUCGGUUUAUUCGAGAAGAAGAAAUGCAACCACCACAUGCUGGAGGGGCUGCACAGAAAAUGGAGUCAUUAGCAGCAGGUUCUGAACACCCAGAAAAUGAAAAAAAUGUUCUUUCUUAUGGCAAAAAUAUUUCCAUAACAUAUAAGGAUUGAAUUCUUCAUUGGAGAUUUGCUAGCAUAUUAUUCUAAAAAAAUUCCUAUGGAAAUAAUCUUUCUCCUGCCUUUUGCUAAGAUACGACCUUUCAGAACUCAAGAUUAAAGUUACACAAAACAAGACUAUUAGUGGUAAGACAUUUGCUCCUCAGUUUGUCCCCAGGUUGUGCUAACAACCUGACAAUUGCACUGGUUUUGCAAGGCUUCUUUAAGGUUCUUCGAAAAAAAUGCAGAGGAGGCACAUGGUAGAGCUUGCUGGUUCUGCUUGGGUUUUGCUGCUUGCAAAAAUCCACAUCUGUUCCAAGAACUGACAUGCACAAGCUUUUCUGAGGCAUUUCAUAGCACCUUUGGAGAAAGAAAUAAAGGGAUGUAACUUAAUAAUGCCUGAUUUGAGCUGUCAUAUUGAAUAAGCCUGCUGGACUUGAAAGACAUGUUAGAAAGGCAGGACCUGGGCUCAGUUAGGGGGCACAGGAGGCAUCUAAUGGACAGGGUUAGAAAAAGGUUAGCUGUGUUAGGAAUGGUUUAUUCUACCUCUUCCUAUUUUACACUAAGAUGAGUAAAGCCAAUUUCGCCUUUUAUCCCUGUGGCUUUGUAAAAACCUUUCUGAUGGUGCUUAUAAAGAGCGUAUAAACAUAUUCAUUUAAUUCAGUUUUUUGUAGCGUUUUAGGAGAACAGUGACUGGUUUGAAUGGAGGAGUCCUCGUUGCAUCAGAGCCUUGCUGCUAUGUUUGUGUUCCACAGCUGCUCGAAUGUCGUUUAAAAAUGAUCCCAUUGCGCAGUGCUGAGGUAGCUUGCCAAGCACGAUCGUUGUCCAAACAGUGCAGCCUUAUCGUCAACCGAGUGAAACACAGAUCUCAAAUCUGAA